Mercurialis annua (annual mercury) is the source of this 1504-nucleotide messenger RNA. RefSeq names its product transcription factor MYB17. The record is from RefSeq and is a predicted model, not a curated record. NCBI's taxonomy places the organism in Eukaryota, Viridiplantae, Streptophyta, Magnoliopsida, Malpighiales, Euphorbiaceae. The coding region runs from base 308 to 1225 and encodes 305 amino acids. The transcript has 3 exons.
UCACUUUUGAUUAAAUCGAAACCAGCAUUUAUUUCUGUUUCCAUUUCUCUUUCUUUAUUAAUGAGCUGCUCCAUGAUUCACUCAGCAGCUCUUUUCACUUGCACCACACUCUACUAAGUAUUACUACAGCUACCAGUUUAUAAUUCAUUGUUCAUCUCUUUAUACAACAUUUCUAGUUUGAAAUGUCUCGGUUUUUUUCUCUUUAAUGUUCAUGGGAGAAGUGUUAGCUUAGGUGCUUGAAUUUUGUUGAUCGUUUUGGUGGUUUGUUGGUCUUGUUCUUGUGGUGGAGAAUUAGUGAGAAGAAGAGAUGGGGAGGACACCAUGUUGUGAGAAGAAGGGGCUGAAGAAAGGGCCAUGGACACCUGAAGAAGAUGAGAUUCUUGUGGAGUAUAUUAAGAAGAAUGGCCAUGGAAGCUGGCGUUCUCUUCCUAAGUUAGCAGGCCUUCUUCGCUGCGGAAAAAGUUGCCGGCUACGGUGGACGAACUAUCUCAGACCAGAUAUAAAAAGGGGUCCUUUUACUACUGAGGAAGAGAAACUUGUCAUUCAACUCCAUGGAAUCCUUGGAAACAGGUGGGCUGCCAUUGCCUCUCAACUACCAGGCAGAACUGACAAUGAGAUAAAGAACUUAUGGAACACUCACCUCAGAAAACGCCUCCUUUGCAUGGGACUGGAUCCCCAGACUCACGAACCAUUUACAUCCUCUGGACCAUCCAUAACCGCACCUGCAUCGCCCUCUACUCGCCAUAUGGCUCAAUGGGAGAGUGCGCGGCUCGAAGCUGAGGCUAGGCUUUCAAGAGAAUCCUCACUCUUCACUCAACCUACUCAACCAACUUCAAGCAAAACUGAUUCAGAUUACUUUCUACGAAUCUGGAACUCGGAAAUUGGAGAAUCCUUCCGAAAAUUCCAUCCCGGAGAUAAGACAAACUGUCCAAGUCCCGUUUCAGCUUCUCAGGCAUCUUCAUCAACAAAAUGUGGAUCAUUUUCAGCUGAUAUUAGUCCAAACGUAGCAGGUUCUUCUACAACAGCAAGCUAUCAAAUGGAAGAUAAUGACUGCAAAAGCUGUAAAUCUUACACUGAAGAUAUGAACGCUGCCUCCGAAGAAGAAUCGAGUUCUAUCGAGUUGGAGGACGAUUCAUCAGACUCAGCAUUACAGCUUCUGUUGGAUUUCCCCAUUAACAAUGAUAUGAGUUUCUUGGGAGGAAACUUUGAUGAUUAUGCUAUAUGAAAAGCUACCCAUCUUUUGCUUGAAUUUUGAGCUACUCUUUUAGAGUACUGCAAGCUGCUAGUAGUUGGUGUAAAAUCUAACCAAAACUUACCAAGCUUGCUUAUCUUAGAUUAUUUUUUGGCUUGCUGAUAAUCAGCAUUUUGCAGUCUCGAUUAUCGGAGAGGCGUUAAGUAUAAAUAUACGGUAUGUAUUCUUUGUAACGUAAUUCAUUCAGGUAAUGCUGUAAUAUAUCUUGUUUCCGCUACACAAUGCUAUAUAUCUUUUUAUUUUUAUUAUUAA